Molecule: messenger RNA, 654 nt
Organism: Leptosia nina
Lineage: Eukaryota; Metazoa; Arthropoda; Insecta; Lepidoptera; Pieridae
Source: the annotation of a GenBank genome assembly
AUGGGCAGCAGAAAUCCAACUACAUUAAUGCACGUACCGGACGAACAGUUUGAUUAUUUAUUUAAAAUAGUUCUUAUCGGUGACUGUGGAACUGGAAAAACAUGCAUUGUGCAGCGAUUAAAAUCUGGAAAUUUUAUUGAAAGACACGGUAACACAAUAGGCGUGGAUUUCUCAAUGAAAACACUAAUUAUAGACGGGAAGAAGGUCAAGCUUCAAAUUUGGGAUACUGCUGGCCAGGAACGAUUUAGGACUAUAACACAGAGUUAUUAUAGGUCUGCAAAUGGAGUUAUAAUAGUGUAUGACAUAACCAAGAGGUCAACCUUCUUAUCCUUAAAAAAGUGGAUAGAGGAAGUGAAAAGAUACACAUCAUCAAAUGUUAUAGUCUCAUUAAUUGGCAACAAAUGCGACCUUGCUGAUCAGAGGGAAGUAGAACCAGAGGAGCCGAAAUCCUUUUGUCGCUAUGUCCCGGAGAUCAUGUUUGUCAUGGAGACUUCAGCAAAGGACAACACAAAUGUGGAGGACACUUUUUAUGAUUUAGCUACAGAAUUGAAGCGCCUGCACGAUAGUAGUGAAGGUCCUCCAGCUGAUACAGGUGCUGUUAUCUUAGGAGAAAGCCAUUCAGUAAGCAGUAGGUGUCAACCUUGCCGUUCUUAG